AGAUGCUUCAAUAGUUCAAUCUCCAACUUCAAGGGUGAUUUCUGAUGUUAAAUUCUAUAUAAUAGGUACUUUUAAGAGGUUAAAAUUAAAAUGUCUAGGUAUUUUUCAAAAUAAUCGGGAAAAACGUGAAAAAAAUUCAGAAAAAACAGGAAUUUUUACGCAAAAUCGGUUUUUGACGAAUUCGAUUAUGUUUUUAGUGUAACACUACUAAAACAAAUAACCUUAGAUUCUUGAAUCAAUGUUCAUCAAAUGUUUAUAUAAGCAAUUUGCUAUUUUCUAUACAAGAUAAAAUAAUUUCAAAAUUUUUUUAAGUUUUUUUCUUUUUCAACAAAUGUCGAAAAAAAUAUUUUUGCUUAUAGUCAAAUACCUUCAAAAUGUAAUUCAAGGUUCCUCAUAAGUUGUUGUUACUGGAAAAAAGUUGAGUUCUUGAGUGUAAUCACACAAAUGUUUUAUUAUGAGCGUCUAAAGUUUAAAUUUUGAUAAAAUAGGAAUUUACACGUAAAAUAACGAUUACUCAUCAAACCAUUUCUUUUAUUUUGCUGUAAUUCAUAAACGAAUAAAGGCGCAUUCACAGUUACGUCGUGUGUCGUGUCGUUCGAGGGCUUGGUUAUUAUAUGGUUACGACUGGUAACCAAUACGGUUUAAAAGUCACCACGGACACCACGGCCUAUUAUUGUUUGUUCCCGGCCCUUACAGUUGUAGUGUUUGUACAUCUUUUUUUUAUUAAAUUUUUUUUUUUUAAAUUUAUAUAUCAAUUUUCCACCAACUAUCAUAAUUCAUAACACACUAUAACCAUACCACGGUUUUAGAUAGAACUAUUUGAAGCCGUGAACCAUACUACAACCUUCAUACACUGCACAGCAGCUCGUGUGAACACAUUUGAUAAUGUGAGAUAUAGUACCACGGAAUUCUGUGAUAGUACUAACACAUAUUCUCAUGAUAGUAACUAUCGUGUUUUACUAUCAUCGUGCGACUGCGGCCAUAAGGCCUAUCUUCAAGACCCCGACAGUCGCCCGAUUUGGCCAUAUUAUACCAUAUCAGUAUAUCACACUAUCUCAAUCUUACAGUGAGUCUGGUCGGUGUCCGUUGAACGGAACUGCUGUUAACUUCAAAAAUCCAAUAAUUAAUGAUUUUUGAAUCCUUGAAUGGAAUAGUAUAAUGGAAAUAUUCCAUUUUAUAAUUGUUAUACUAAUUAAUCUUCUACUUCAUUCAGUAAUUUUGACGGAAUGUUCUGUUGGAAACUUUGAAAUCAUAAAAGGGAUCCCAAUAGAAAAUGCCAAACUAUAUGCCCACGGCAAGGACUUCUCUUGUUUCGAUGGCACUUUAACUAUUCCUUAUUCAUAUAUUAAUGAUGAUUAUUGUGAUUGUAUUGAUGCAAGUGAUGAGCCAGGUACCUCAGCAUGUCCAAAUGGCACAUUUUACUGUUCAAAUAAAGGACAUUUUCCUUCCGUUGUGCCGUCAUCACGUGUGAAUGAUGGAAUUUGCGAUUGUUGUGAUGGGUCUGAUGAGUGGGCUAGUAAUUUCCAAAAAGGUGCUUGUCAAAACACAUGUGAAAAUCUUAGCCGUGAAGCUAGAGGUGAAGCAAAUAGAGUUCAUAAUUUAUACGCUCUUGGAUUUAAAAUAAGAGAACAACUCAUUGCUAAAGGCAAAUAUCUUUUAUUACAGAAACAGAAUAAGAUUCUUCACCUCUUGACCAAAACAAAAGAAGCGCAGUUUAAUAGAAGUAGUAUGUUCAAUGACAAAGAAAUAGCUAAAGAAAAAGAAAAAAAAGCUAUAGAGGAGGAAAAAUUAAAUCAGCAAAAUAAAGCAAUCAAAAUAUUUAAUGAAAUUGAUACUAACAAAGACAACAAAAUUGAAGUGGAAGAAGUAAUUGCUUACAGUACUUUUGAUCAAAAUCAAGAUGGUUUGGUUUCACAAGAUGAAAUUAAUUAUUUUAUGGAAAAUAAAAAGGAAUUUGAUCUAAAGGAUUUUAUGGCAAAUGGCUGGAAUCGUGUAAACCUGUUAAUUUUUACAAAAUCUUUUGAUGAAAAACAACAUCUAGCUAAAAGAAAUGUCAAAAAAGAUAUCGUAAAUCAAGAUUUUAAUCAUAGUUCUGAUAAUGAAACUGAAAAAUAUAAUAUUGAAGAUAUUGAAGCUAUAAGAAUUAAUAAAUUAUUAUAUACUGAAAAAACCAAAAUCAUAAUUAAUGAAUCAAAAAAAACUCGUGAAUUAUUUGAAGAGGCUGAUAGAACAGUUAAAGAUCUUCAAAAACAAGUAUAUGAAUUAAAAAAAUCAAUAAGUAAAAAUUUUGGUCCUGAUGACGAAUUCGCUGCUUUAGAUGGACAGUGCUAUGAACUGACUAAUGAUGAAUACAUAUAUAAAUUAUGUCUCUUUGAAAAGAUAACUCAAUGGCCAAUAAAGGGAGGACCUGAAGUACACUUGGGUGUCUGGAAAGAUUGGGCAAACUUUCAGAAUGACGAACCUCAAUAUCAUACCAUGCUUUAUGAUAGAGGACAACAAUGUUUAAAUCAUUAUCAAAGGUUUGCUUAUGUUCACUUGAGUUGUGGUUUAAAUCCUAAACUUAUAUCGGUGUCAGAGCUUAACCGAUGUGAAUACCUAAUGGAAUUUGAAUUGCCCUCAGUAUGUGUAAUAGAAGAUAAUAAAUAUUUAAGAGAACUUGAACGAGAAGAAUUAUAACCAUAAAUACUAUUAACUUAUACUUAAAACAAUUUUGUGUUAAAUUGGUUUUUAUUCCUCAUCAAUUAAGAAUAUUAAACAUGUUUAAAAAAUAAUGUACAUAAUAGAUAUAUUAGUGACAGUACUAAGUACUACAAAUGCAGAAAUUAAUUUCAUAAUAUUAAAUAUGCUGUGUUACCCCUGUUAUUAAUAAAAUAAAAUUGUUAGUUAAAUUACUA
Messenger RNA from Metopolophium dirhodum (rose-grain aphid), 2894 nucleotides. RefSeq names its product glucosidase 2 subunit beta-like. Gene Ontology annotation, molecular function: calcium ion binding; protein binding. Gene Ontology annotation, cellular component: glucosidase II complex. The record is from RefSeq and is a predicted model, not a curated record. The transcript has 9 exons. Gene Ontology annotation, biological process: N-glycan processing. NCBI's taxonomy places the organism in Eukaryota, Metazoa, Arthropoda, Insecta, Hemiptera, Aphididae. Bases 1159 to 2676 code for a protein of 505 amino acids.